AUGCGAUCACAUCGAGCUGUGGCAGCCUGCCAGCGUGAGUUUGCCGUUCGAAAGCUCCAUGAGGCCAUCCAGAUCACGAAGGUUUAUCGUACGCGGCUAGAGAAAGCCAAGAAGCAGAUUGCCCGCGUCGAUAUGCAGCUCGGCGAACUACGAUGCGCCGUCAGAAAGAAGGGCAUCACUGCGCACCAUCGUAAGUCAUAUGCGGAUGCCCUCUAUUCUACCAAUUACAGAAUUGCAAUUCCUCAAGAACGGUCUGCGCGAGACUGA
Messenger RNA from Sparassis crispa, 267 nucleotides. RefSeq lists its product as hypothetical. NCBI's taxonomy places the organism in Eukaryota, Fungi, Basidiomycota, Agaricomycetes, Polyporales, Sparassidaceae. The record is from RefSeq and is a predicted model, not a curated record. Bases 1 to 267 code for a protein of 88 amino acids. The transcript has a single exon.